ACACAUGCGUGGAAUAGAGAUUAGAGUGUCUUUCCCAGACGGAGCAGACGAUCGGAGACACCGGGUUCAAUUAUAAAUAAUAAAUAGCCAUGCCCACCACCAUUAUUUAUAGUUAUACCCCUACUCUUCUAUUAAAAUCCUCAUUUGUCCCCGCUCCUAUUCCAAGGCUUAGACCACCUGCACGAGCACAACAUCCGCGACGUCGUUCACCUUAUCCCACUCGCUCAGAAAUGGAUGCCACUGGAGGUCAAAGUCUCUACCCGUUGCACCGUUGUAAAACACUUCACCUGGUAAGGCAUGCCCAAGGGAUUCACAACGUGGAAGGGGAAAAGGACCACGAUGCAUACUUGUCUUAUGAUCUUUUUGAUGCACACCUUACUCCUCUUGGCUGGAAGCAGGUUGAUAAUCUGCGUACGCAUGUUCAAGCAAGUGGACUUUCCAAAAGAAUUGAUUUAGUCAUUGUUUCCCCUUUGUUAAGGACUAUGCAAACAGCAGUUGGAGUCUUUGGUGGUGAAGCAUAUACAGAUGGGGUAAAUGUGCCUCCUCUAAUGGUUGCAAAUACGGGGAACAGUGACCAUCCAGCAAUUUCAAACCUAAAUUGCCCACCAUUUUUAGCAGUAGAGCUUUGCCGAGAACAUUUGGGGGUUCAUCCAUGUGAUAAGAGACGGAGCAUUAGGGAAUAUCGCCCUCUUUUUCCUGCAAUUGAUUUUUCAUUGAUAGAGAGUGAUGAUGACAUUUUGUGGAAGACUGACAUUAGAGAGAAGAAUGAAGAAGUCGCUGCCAGGGGAAUGAAGUUUUUGAAAUGGUUGUGGACACGUGAAGAGAAGGAGAUUGCAAUCGUCACCCAUAGCGGAUUCUUGCUUCAUACCCUAAGUGCUUUUGGAAAUGAUUGUCAUCUGUCUGUGAAGAGUGAAAUUUGCACACCUUUUGCGAAUUGUGAGCUUCGGUCAGUGGUCAUCAUUGAUAGGAGCCUGAAGUCAUCAGCUUCCUCAACGACUAACUAUCCUGGAAAAAUCCCUCAUGGACUUGAUCUUCCCAAUGAUGUAGCAACUGAGAAGCAUCCAGAGAAAGGAGUGACUAACUAACUCUAAGCCUAUAACAAUGUUCAAGAUGGAAUAAACUUAAAUACACUAUGAUUUUUGUAAUUCCCAAGUGAAUAUCUAACUACAAAAAGUAAGGCGUCCAUUUUUGUAAGGUUGGUCGAUCUGUUAGGCAAUUUCAAGAUUCAUUUUUCUUGGAGUAGAUAGAUCUAAAGCCUAUAACAGAGAUGUAGGUGCCCUUUUCAGAUGAAGUUGUGGACACAUUUGGUUGAUUCAACUAAGUUUGGCUUUCUAUGUUGGCCAUGGAUGAUGUUCUUGUUUUUUGUACGUUUGGUUAAUUGUUAAUUCAACAUACAGUAAGGUUUCUGUUUUAA
This is a messenger RNA of Alnus glutinosa, 1414 nucleotides long. RefSeq names its product phosphoglycerate mutase-like protein 1. The coding region runs from base 90 to 1085 and encodes 331 amino acids. Gene Ontology annotation, cellular component: cytoplasm. The transcript has 10 exons. The record is from RefSeq and is a predicted model, not a curated record. Lineage: Eukaryota; Viridiplantae; Streptophyta; Magnoliopsida; Fagales; Betulaceae. Gene Ontology annotation, molecular function: phosphatase activity.